AGAUAUAACCCCAUUUCAUAUCAGACAGUGAAGGGUUAGAAGAGGUUCGGCUGCGACGCAGAAACCCUAGAAGGAGAAGAAAGAUGCCGGCUGGUCAUGGUUUGAGAUCUCGUACGAGAGACUCUUUCUCUCGUCCAUUCAGGAAGAAGGGUACAAUCGCCCUUGCCACUUACCUCAGAACCUAUCACAUCGGCGAUUAUGUUGAUGUCAGGGUUAACGGUGCUGUACACAAGGGUAUGCCUCAUAAGUUCUACCACGGUCGUACUGGCCGCGUUUGGAAUGUUACCAAACGUGCCAUUGGCGUUGAGGUUAACAAACAAGUGAGGAACAAGAUUCUCAGGAAGAGAAUCCACGUUCGAGUGGAGCAUGUUAUGCCUUCUAGGUGCACUGAGGAGUUCCGUUUGAGGAAGAUUAAGAAUGAUCAACUUAAGGCUGAGGCUAAGGCAAAGGGUGAAGUCAUUAGCACCAAGCGCAAGCCAGAGGGACCUAAACCUGGUUUCAUGGUCGAAGGAGCUACAUUGGAAACUGUUACUCCAAUUCCAUAUGAUGUGGUUAAUGAUCUUAAGGGAGGAUACUAGUCAUUUUAUUUUUCCUAAUGUUUUGUAGACUGUCUGAUUUUGUUUGGAAUUUUGUGAAAGCACUACAAUUAUGCGAAAUUCAGAGUCAGUUUUUGUGUUGUUUAUUCUGAAUACAUCUAGAUUUUCAAAUAUUAUCUUCAUUAUAUCUUUUUAAUAA
Medicago truncatula (barrel medic) is the source of this 735-nucleotide messenger RNA. RefSeq names its product 60S ribosomal protein L21-1. The record is from RefSeq and is a predicted model, not a curated record. Lineage: Eukaryota; Viridiplantae; Streptophyta; Magnoliopsida; Fabales; Fabaceae. Gene Ontology annotation, biological process: translation. Gene Ontology annotation, molecular function: structural constituent of ribosome. The transcript has 2 exons. Gene Ontology annotation, cellular component: ribosome. The coding region runs from base 84 to 578 and encodes 164 amino acids.